This is a messenger RNA of Schistocerca americana (American grasshopper), 5603 nucleotides long. Its product is annotated as mediator of RNA polymerase II transcription subunit 15-like. Gene Ontology annotation, biological process: regulation of transcription by RNA polymerase II. The record is from RefSeq and is a predicted model, not a curated record. The transcript has 3 exons. Lineage: Eukaryota; Metazoa; Arthropoda; Insecta; Orthoptera; Acrididae. The coding region runs from base 222 to 3374 and encodes 1050 amino acids.
GUUGAAUCGGGUCUGUUGCAGUGUGUUAUGAAGUGUGUGACUUGUCGGUAUUUUUUGUUCGUAUAAACAUUGAUUUUGGAGCUUAUGUUUCCCGUGGCCCGACUUUUAAGUGUCAUGGAUUAUGGUUUUCCUUGUGUUUAUUGGUGUAGAUGACGGUUUGAGGAGUACAACUCCUCAAAUCUCACUGUGUUCGGGAGGUGGCCCGUUUUCGACAGCCUAACAUGGCUGAUAAUUUAAGUCAAAAAUCGCCAAAGGCAGGUGAGAAAACAAAAGUUAACAGCGUGUUGACACGUAUCAACAGUGACGUCGAUAAAAAUCUAACCACAUCAGCAGCAUCCCCUGUCACAACACCGAGUCAGAGAAAGAAAACACCAGCGUUUCAAAUAACGAGUGUCACAGUUUUGCCUAGUAUAAGUGCAGACGGAGGCGAAGAUUCAGCUGACGAUUUGGAUGAAUCUCACACGGAUGACACGUCCGACGUCGUAGAUAAUUCCAGAAUCACUGACAUAGAAAACGAAACUCCAAGUUUUUCGGAAGACACCUUUUCCAAAGAAGACGUAUUUUUCAACGCCACUGCAGCAUCUUUGGGAUCGGCUCCUGUUAUUCCUACAAGUUCACAAUACGGACUUGCUAUUGUCGCUAACGAAGCCGGCAGUGCAACUUCUAAUAACGGUAGUGUACCAGCAUCUAACGCCGCUGCUAAUACAACAGGUGACGUAAAGGCAGGUGCCACUGAUUCCACAAUUGCUGUCAGCAAUUCCAAUAGUGUAAAUAAGCAAGAAACAGAAAUGAGGGACGUCCACGCUCCAGCUAGUAGGAACGAACGUUUUAAGGUGGUUAAAAUUGAAAGCACUGUACCCUUUAAGAGGGGCAGGUGGAUGUGUAUGGAUUAUUUGGACCAUACGAUGUCGCAGAAUCAACAAAAUUCGCAACAGGCUAUCAUAAACGUUGUUAAAAAUGUGGAUGGUGAAACAAAUACCAGCUCUGUAAAGUAUGGAACUGAUAGUGGAGUUGUGAUUACAGAUGGUCUCAUUGUUCGCAGCAUAGACAGUCAAGGUAUAACAAACCAGGAUUCUUCGAAAUCUGUAUUUGUUAACGAGCAGCAGCAGCAGCCGCCGCCACCAGCUGGUUAUAUGACACAACAAGGAACUACUGGGAACUUUACACCAGGCCAGAGUGUAAACAUCUCUCUUUCUCCUGGACAAACACUGCAACAGCCGUAUGUGGCAACAAGUCAGCAAAAUAACACACUUAUUACACAGGUUCCACAGCAAAAUUUGCAGCAACAACAGCCACAGCAACAGCCACCGAUGUUGCAGCAUCAGAUGUCAGUGAUAGCUCAACAACAGCUACAACAACAGCAUCCAGCACAGGUACCAGCCCAGAAUGUUCCCAUGCAUCACACCCAGAGCAUGUCACAGGUCCCUAUGCAGCAUAAUGUAAUACCUGGUCAACAUCAACAGUCUGCUCAGCACCAGAGUUUACCUCCACAACAGUUUCAACAGGUAAUGUCUACUGCCAAUUCCCAAUAUAUUCAUCAGCAGCAGAACUUGCCAGCAGGACAACAGGUGCACCAGCCUCCAAAUAUAACUGCAAAUCAGCAAAUGUACCAUCAGUCCCUGCCACCAGCCUCUUCGCAGCAGCAGAUUUCACAAGCAGCAUACAUACCACCACCUACACAACCAGUGCAGCAGCAACAGCAGGUUCCUACUGGCUUGAUAACUGUUCAACAAGGUCUUCCACAACAGAUAAUAGUUCAGCAACAACCACCACAACAACAGCAGCAGCAGCAAAUGCAAGCCACUUAUUAUACCCCACCUCCACAAGGUGUGUCUGCUCAGGCCACUCAGCAAGGAGUAAUCACAAUGGGCCAAGUUCAGCAAGGAGUUAAUGUUGUUUCACAGCCUCCGUCAGUUGUGUCACAGCCAAGUAUCAUCCAGACUUCAGCUGCCAGUCAGACGAAAGUGCCAGUUCAAGGUCAGCAACAGCCACAAACCAUUCCUUUAUCUCAGCCGUCUGCUACACAGCAAGUAUCAAACAGUGUUCCAAUGUCUGCUCCAGUGAUUUCACAGAAGGCACAUCUUCCACCGAUUCAGAUAGUGAAUUCACAAAUCCCACCAUCACAGGAUCAAGUACAACAGCAUAUUCCUGUCUCGCCGCAGCCUCAGCUGCAGCCACAACAGCAAAUACCAUUACAGCCACAAGUACCAGUGCAACAGCAACAGAUGCCACCUAAUCAGCAACACAUUCCUCAGAUCCACCAGCAGCAAAUUAUUAAUCAGCAAAUAACUCCACAGCAACAGCCACCAGUACACAGCUCAAAUUUGCAACCUGUGCAGCAACAAGUGCAUAGCAUACAGCAGCCGCAACAACAGCAGCCGCCUCAGCAACCAACGUCACAGCAGCAGCAGCCACUGCCUCAGCAACCACCUCCACCACAGCAGCAGCAGGGACAGCAGCCAGCCAGUGUUAUGGGGCAGCAGCCUAUGAUUCCUGUGCAAACAUCUGUUCCUAUGUCCACUAUUACUGGACCAGCACAGCAGAUGUAUUCAAAUAGUGCUACACCAGUGCAAUCGUAUGCAAAUCCACAACCUGUCACUGUCACAACUGCUAGGACUCCAGUUAAUCCAGUGCUGCAACAUCAAGUCUCUGCAAGUGGUGUUGGUGCAACAAAUAUAAGUGUGGCUUCAAAUUUACCAAAUGUGGUGGAUCCAAACUCAGGUACAGUGAUUGGUAUUGUCAGUAAUCCUGCUGAAAACCAAAUUUCCCAGCCAGAAAUGAAUGCUGCCAAAACUGAGUCCCAUGAGAUUGGAAAAAAUGCCGAGGAGAAGCAGACUGCCAUUGCCCCAGUUGAGGACCAAGAAAGUGCCUCCGGUACCAGCGCAGUUGCCAUCGAUAACAAGAUUGAACAAGCAAUGGAUCUCGUGAAAAGCCACCUCAUGUUCGCAGUGAGGGAGGAAGUCGAAGUACUGAAGGAACGUAUCGCAGAGCUCAUGGACCGAAUCUGUCAGCUCGAGACGGAAAACACGAUCCUGAAAGCGCACGCCUCUCAGGAAGCCCUGGCGCAGUUGGGCCUAAAUAAUCAGGGCCAGCAACAGCAACAACCUCCGUCUCAGCAGCAGCAGCAGCUACAACAGCAGCAGCAGCUACACCAGCAGCAGCAACAGCAGCAGCAGCAGCAACAGCAACAGCAGCAGCAGCAGCAACAACAGCAACAGCAGCAGCAGCAAUUGCAACAGCAACAACUCCAACAGCAGCAGCAGCAGCAGCAGCUGCAGCAACAUCAGCAGUUGCAACAACAGUCGUCAGUGCAGCCACAGCAGCAACCUCAGCAACAGCUGCAGGGAAAGGCACUGAAUGGCACUCUCCCGUAAUUGUAUCCUAAAUCCCACUGUGGUAUUCUUGUUCCCACACACUAGUCAGCUGGGAGCUGGCAAAAAGGGCAAAGACUUUAUGCUUAUUGCAGUUCUCCUCAGCCUGUCAGCUUGCAGUGAUACUGCUCCACUGUUUGUGUAAAUCUGAAGAUGCUCGUUACUUUGAUUGUUUUAGUUAAUAUAUGUAAUGUCAAGUUUUCCAAGUAUUACUGUACUGUUGAAACGACAGGGAACCUGGUUGCUAAGAAAUGGAGCACUCACACUAGUAGAUAUCCCAUACCAUACGUACUGCAAAACUUGUGGGUAUCUUCUGUCUGCCUUUCUUUGCUCUGAAAGAGAGAGAGAGAGAGAGAGUGAGUGAGUGAGUGUGUGUGUGUGUGUGUGUGUGUGUGUGUGUGUGUGUGUGUGGACACGCAGGUGUGUGCACAUAAUAGAAUCUCAGUUUCUGUUUAAACAGUUAUUUAAGGAAGGACUGUGGUGCUGCCAUUAUGUAUGAAGUGAUUGGUUUGGAGACAGGAAAGAAGACUGUUUUAUACUAGUUAUUUUAUGUAAAUUAGUGAGAUGCAGAAAUUAAUGUCUCGGAAAGGUACACGAAAGGAGUGUAUUACGUGUUUGAAAGAGUAUUGCUGCGUUCACUUCGAGAAACUGGCUGUUAGUAGAUGUGUAAUAGUCUCUCUGUUGAAUCUAUCAACUGCUAAAAAUGUCCACUGUUUUAUGGGUUGAGUAAGUGUUGUGUAUUUUGGAUAUUAAGUUUUCAUGUUUAUGGAUUUUUGCUGAAGAAAAUAACAUAGCUUUGGUGGUGUUGAAUGAAUUUUACUGAAAUGUGGUCUGAAUGUAGAAACCACAUGACUUCAAAGAUGAUAUUCUGUCAGCUCAGAUUUCAUUUCAGAACAACAGUAGUUGCAAUGUAACUGGAAUGGAGUGAGAUUUGCAUUGAACCCUCAUACAGAGUUUAAAAAAUUAGUACAUGCUUUUGCCCCACAAUUAUGCUAACUUGAAACACUAUUGUAUAUUUAUGGAGGGCAUGUCACUAUGGCUGUGCUAAUAAGAUAAUUAAUUUUUUAAUGGUUCUCGUGUAAAUAUUGUAGUGUCGAACAGUGUAAAUCCCGCCCUCCAUAUAGUAUAUUGUUAGUGGUACAUUUUGUAUAAUUGAGUUAGGAUAAUUCGUUUUCUUCAAGCGUGUAAGCACUAACUGCUCAAGAAAUGUUAAACUUUAAUUCACCAAAAUGUUGUUGAAGCAAGAAGUUACAGAAGCAGAAUUGAUUACUUACUGCAGUUAAUGCAACUAACGACACCUAAUACAAUAUAAAUCUUAAAUUUUCUACUGUUUAUAGGACACAAAAGUUUUGCGGCAUAUCACAUUGUAAUUCUAAUGCGUACUUUUAGAAGUAAAAUUAAAAAAAUAAAAAAAAAAUAUAAUUUCUAUCUGCCACAUACUACUCUGUCUGGUGGAGCACAUAGAAGAGGUUUCUUAUAAUUAAUUAUGAUUGUUUGACACAUUCUAACCAUAGUUUUUCCAAGUGAGAUUUGCCUUAUACAGUGCUGCUUAUGGUUGCUUUAUUGAGCUCCACAAAAUGUGAUUUAAUGACUUUAAUGCGAAAUACUUGCUUUCAAAAGAGUAGAAAUUUGUAAUUUUUGAUUGAGCAAACACUGUAAGUUACAGUAACUGAAAACUGACUUCUCAUUAUGCCUCUGAAAACUCCUAAGAACCAUUCUCCGAAGCAGUGCAGUACUUAUUCACGAUUAUUAAGAAAUGUGUGACAUUAUUUACCAUGUACACAGUUUUAUUUGACAAUGAAAAUUCAACAGUAACAAUAACGAAAAUCACUAACAGUCUUAAUCAAUGUAAAAAUAUGCUAGUGUCUUAUAGAGUGAGACGUAUAUUUUAAAAAAAAGUGAUUUUUAAUUGUACAGUGUGACUGUGUACAGAUGACUGUUCGAGGCCAGCUGUGGACUGUUGCUGGGCCUUAGUGUGUUUUGUAAUUAGUGUCAGUUGUUACAUGUUAAGUUAUCAUGCAUUGGAAGUAUUGGAAGACAGAUGCUUUAUCUUCUUUGUGGCAACAUAUACAAAUGUAUUUCUGUAUAUAUACUUUUAUUCAGCUACUUUUGUCAACUGGCGAUAAAACUGAUUUGAGCAAAACAAUGCUUGAGACAUGGUUCCUUAUUAUUAUUGUCAGCUUGAUUAUUAAUAAAAAAUCUUUAAAUAAGUUUUAUUUGAUUGUUUUUCAA